This is a messenger RNA of Ostrinia furnacalis (Asian corn borer), 7473 nucleotides long. RefSeq names its product obg-like ATPase 1. The transcript has 12 exons. Gene Ontology annotation, cellular component: cytoplasm. Gene Ontology annotation, molecular function: ATP binding; GTP binding; ATP hydrolysis activity. Lineage: Eukaryota; Metazoa; Arthropoda; Insecta; Lepidoptera; Crambidae. The record is from RefSeq and is a predicted model, not a curated record. The coding region runs from base 225 to 6890 and encodes 2221 amino acids.
UGAGAGCAAGAAACAUUUUUUAUUUUGCAGUUAAAUAAGAAAAUCUUAAUUAUACAUUUUUUCGGAACGCAUUGAGCUGCCGUCCGGACGGAAUGUCUACACGCGUAUCUUUCCUUUCAAUAAUCUAAAAAAUACGUGUUUUCUUUAAAGUUAACUUAGAUUAGUCGCUAUAACAAGUUCCGGUUUUUUGUUUUACUUCGCCCCUGAAACUAAAACAGUCCAGAAUGCCACCAAAAAAGGUUGAAGAGCCUGAAAAGAAGCCACUCAUUGGGCGUGUGGGGACCAAUCUCAAAGUGGGCAUUGUGGGGGUGCCCAAUGUGGGCAAGUCAACAUUCUUCAAUGUGCUGACCAAGAGCCAGGCAGCAGCUGAGAACUUCCCUUUCUGCACCAUCGAUCCUAAUGAAAAUAAUGCCAUCUAUAAUGGACCUCUGUGUAAUAUUGUGCAGAAAAACACUGAUGACACCAGUUUUACGACUCCCCCUAUGGCUUCAGCAGUCAUUGGCUUGGACAAUACAGCAGCAACACUAUCAGGCGUUCCAAAAAAGUCUAAAGUUUGGACAGAUUUUGAUGCCCAGCAACAGUUCUUGGAUACAAAGCCGACUUGCUAUAUAAUUCUAAGCAAACCUGGUGCAGGUGCUUACUCACUUGGUGAAGCAAUGUCUAAGAAACUUAACUGCAUUCACCUAUGUCCGAAAAAUAUCAUAGUGGAUGAAAUGGACCAAGAAAGUCCAACAGGAACAUGCAUAAAAUUCAAUUUAAGACAGCAAAAUGUACUGAAAUAUGAUGUCAUACUAUCUAUAUUAAAAAAGAAACUAGAAUCAGCUGCAGUGAAACAUAGAGGCUAUGUAAUAUCUGGUUUCCCUUUGAUAAGCUCAAGUAGAAAACCUCAAUAUCUGACCAAUGUUUUAUAUUCAGAAGAUGGAUUGCAAGCUAUAGAUGAAGUUAUCUAUGAGUUUUUGGUUAAUCUUAAGAAAAAGAAACCCAAGAAACCUAAACCUGAAGCUGGUUCACCUCAUACCUCAUUGACUAGUGAAGCAGAUGUGAACGUUGAAGAAGAAGCCGAAGAAGAACAUGAACCUGAGGAAGUUGGGGAAGAAGCUGAAGAAAUACCUGUAGCACUUCCAAAAUUUAUAUUAGAUUCAUGUUCUGACAUUAUAUUCUGCAAAAAACCUUGUCUUCUGACAAAGAAAUCCGUGUUUUUGCAACAGUUUAACGAAUUACUGAACCUCACCAUGAAGCCUGACAUCGUAGUAUAUCUAACAUGUCCUGAUCAAGACUUAGUAACCAAAAAGAGUCAUAAAUAUUUUAAUUACAAAAGUAAUCUCUUUACUUUUGAUCAGUUUUGUGCCAUUACUGAAUCAGAACUGAGAUGGCCAGCAAGAUAUUCUAUGAGUGACUAUAAUAGUCCCUAUGAUACUCAUGUUUUCAAUCCCAAAUAUAGCUGUAGACAACCUAUCAACUAUACCAAAAAUUCAGUUGAACAGUUGUGUAAUUAUAAAAAUGAAGUCCUAACAUUUCUUGAAGAAAAACUCAAUGAUUAUGAUCCAAAAUGUAUCAUAAAAUUAGAUGCUAGAGUAACAGUCCAUGAAAUGAUGCACCAUAUAAAUGAAAGAUUGUUAUUUCUAGCAAUACAGCCUGUGCUCAUUCCAGAACCUUUGUAUCUUGAAGAGCCUCCAGAAGAAAUGGAAGAUUUUUGGAAGAUGGUUGAAGAACUUAAUGUUAUUCGAAAUGGACCAGUGAAUUUCAACCGUUAUCCAUCAUUGUGGCUCAACCGAUGUCCCGUAGAGUUAAAGAAAAGGCGAUCACAGCGAGGCAAUCCAAAAUUAGCUGUAACAUUUUUUAAACACGUAUAUCUAAUAGCUUCGCUGGAUGGGAUGAUAGCAUUCUGUCGUAACCCAAGGCCCUACUUAAAAUUAAAAUAUUUAGAGCCUACAUGUAGAGUAAUAGUUAUGGGGACCAAAACUUCUGGGAAAACUAUGAUCUCUCACUGUUUAUCAUGGAUUUUUGACACGCCAAUAAUAAAUUAUGACCUUUUUGUAGAAGAGGAGAAAGAAAAGAAAUAUACUACAUUUGCAAAAACCAUUUUAUCGGAAAUAAUAGCAACCCUUGAAGAUGCAAGAUUCGCGAAAUGGCAAUACAAAGAAACAGAAAGAAGGAAUAACUUAAAUGAGUGGGGUGAUAGGGUGGUAGAUAAUUUAAAUGAGUACAUUGCCGUUUUUAUAGAAGUAUUAAAAUUUACAAAGUCAGUAGAAAAAAUCACAGAAGAAGAGGGGGGAGAAGGAGAAGAAAGAGAGGAAAUUGAUCCAAAGUUGCUAACAAAGUAUGAAGAUUUAAAAAAACGGUUAUCUUUCCUACCAUAUAUUGAAGAUCUAGAUCAAUGUAUAAAUUCGAUUCGGGAUAGAACUUUUGUCAACUUUGCCCCUGUGGAAUUGAUCAAUGUUACAGAAAAACCAGCUAUUCCAAUUUUAGGCGAUCCGGAUGUUACUGAAGCUGUUGCAAGUUACAUUACAGCAAAUGACUUGCAAAAGGACAUUGAACCAACUAAUGAAGAGUUAAUGAAUGAAAUGAUAAGAAUUUUGUCAGACAUUGAUGAUGAAUCGUUAAAAAAUUUCGGAUCAUAUGGUCGGUUUAUUAUAGACAAUUUCCCCUCUGAUCCAGAGUUUUGGGGAUAUCUCAGUGAAGCAAAAUUAUUGCCUGAUCAUACUGUGAGUCUAAUAGAAAACAGAGAAAUAGAACCGGAACUUGUUCAGUACUAUGCAGAGAUCGCAAAAUGUCCAAAAAACUACCAAGAACGACUUGCUUUGGCCAAUGAUCCUCUAAUAAAGACAAAACUUCUUACCAAAGUUUUCCCCAAUGCUAACGUAGUAGACGUGCAAAACUUAGUCAACGAUUCUGUUGGUUCAAUAUUAGAUACAAUUUUCGUCGAAAGUAAAGCUCCAGUCGAAGUUGAAAACAAGGAAACCCCUGAUGCAGACGUGAUUGGUAAUUUCACUGCGUCUAUAGAAAAGUUUCGUGAAGAUUGGGAUAGUGUGAAACUAAAAUUGGAUGAGAAUAAUAAAACUUUUAUAGAAAUUGAACUUGAGAAUAAGACCGAUGUAGAAGUCAUAGACGAAGUUCUAUUAAACUUACGUAAAAACUAUUACUUAACGCCUGAAGUUAAUGAAGAUGAAGAAUCAGAAUCGCAAGAAGAUGAAGACGAAAUUCCUAAAGAUAUCCUCACGUAUAACAACCCCCGAUUUUUAUGUGAAACAGGCAUAUACUGUCCUAUUGCCUUUUAUGAUUUUGGAGUACUUUGGGAAGGGAAACCUGAAUUCAGUGUAAAACACAACAAUAAAUUACACUUUUUCUCCAAAGAAGAAUGUUCAGGAUUAUUCCAAAAUGAUAUUACUAGAUAUCAAAAAUACAACAAACCAUUUAAAUCACUUCCUCCUUUAAGAAUCUGUGUAAUUGGUUGUUUAGGUUGUGGAAAAUCAACAAUAUCUAAAAUAAUAGCAAAAGAACUGGGCCUAAUCCACAUAGACUUCUCUGAGGUAAUUAACACACUAUUAAUGCCACGCCAUUUCAAAAAGGUAGGCCGUCAAUAUGAAAAUAGUUUUACUGAUGUGUCAAUAGACGAGGAGGGUGUAAUGGAAUUUCAAAUGGACGAAGAAAAUGAAAACCUUGCAUCAGAUUUAUUGGGAAAUGAAACAGAAAUAAGACGAAUGAUUUAUAAUUAUUUAGAAAGGGGCGCACCAAUUAUGUCGGUUUUGAUGCAAAAGUUGAUUAAAAAGAUUUGGUUUGAGAAGCCUUUCGUAAACACAGGAUUUAUACUAGAUGGGUACCCUCGCAUACCUUCUGACGUUGAAGAUAUGGUUGCAUGUUUCUGCAUUCCUGAUUUAGUCAUAGAAAUUGAAGGCAGUUCCGAAAGUAUGCUCCAACGGCUAUCACCUAAAAUGUAUAAAACAUGGAAAACUCAACUCAAUGAAGCUAAAAGGUUAGCAAAACUAAAGCUUGAUAAGGAAACUCAAGAAUGGACGAAUUCUAUUACGAAGAAUGUUGUUGCUAAACUAAUUUUUGAAGACGUUUUAGAUAAUAUAUUUUCUUCUAUAGACGAACAACCUGCCAAAAUUGGAUCUGCAGGUAGUGUAAUAAUGGACGCCCAUCCAAUGGGAUCAUCAAACGUAGAUGUGAAUUUGUUUACCUUCUAUAACGAUAUGAUUCAAGAAUAUCCUGCUCCUGUUGAUCUAAGUGAAUGGGAAAAACCCGAUGAAGCCCGGGAAAGAAUUGACUCUAGAUUAGAAGGCAUUUAUGAGGCAGAUGACGAAGGAAUACAAUCUCUCAAAGACAUUUUAAUUGAACAGAGAAUAACAAUCGUGUCUAUUAAUGGCACAAAAAGUUUAAACAAGGUGUUACGAACUACAUUAUUUAAAUUAACAAAGUUAAGGAAUCGUUCCCAUUCCUUUCUUGAACAAACAUUUGUAAUUAAUACCGAUAUCGCAGAAAUGUUGCUGUUAGAAGGAUUUUUCUUCUUUAGCAAAUUUUUCCGCAUGUGUCCUGUGUACAUCUCUCAAAAUCCAAAAACCAUUUUAAACCCCUUUAAAAUUAUGAAACGGAAAGGAAAAAUCUUCCCCGUUAUUCAUAGGGCCUAUGUAUAUUUUAUAUUUGGUGAGGAAAAUUUAAAGGAAUUUAGAACUAAUCCUCUAAAAUACUUGAGCUUAAACUACAUUGACUCUUUUAUAGAAUACCCCAUAAUGAUUUCUGUUAUCGGACCGCCUAAGUCAGGUAAAAGCAUAUUGGCGGCUAAAUUUGCAAAAAAAUACGACUUACUAUGUAUAUCGAAAGGAAUGGCUGUGCGCUACAUAUUAGAGCACAUGUAUUGGACCGAACUAGCAUCAAGAAUGAAAAAAGCUCUUUACGAAGGAGAUUCCAUAAACUCGGAACAUGUGAUGAACGCCAUCCAAAGUGUCGCGAUUGAUCAUCGCACCAUGACUUAUGGUUUUGUUUUUGAUGGAUUUCCUGAAACAUCUUCAGAAGCUAUGGAACUUACAAAUGCAGGGUUAUAUCCCACAGUUAUAUUUGAUAUAACUAAUGACAAGGAUCCUCUAAUAAAACAUUCCCAAGAUGAAGUUUACUACGACAUAAUAAAGAAAAAACCGCCUUAUUCAGAACCUUUUAUUGAAAACCGAUUUAAAUAUUGGGUUAACAAAUGUUAUCAAAUAAGAGAUUGGGUAAACCAAGAUCCCCAAAACUUAUAUGUUAUUAAUGGAAAGGAAUCACGAUGGCAAUGUUUACAAUAUGCAACAAAUUAUAUAAAUGAAACAAUGCCAAAAAUACAUUAUUACUUGAACAAUGUGUCGGAUAACAUUGUAUUGCCAAGUUGUAUGUGUAUUUCUGACGAUACAUUUCGCAAACGAAUGUCCGCUUAUCAAAAUAUGUGUCCACUCUGUCUCCAGAUUAAUGUCCUACGUCACAGUGACUAUCCUGUAGACAAGAAAGGUGUAGUCCAGUAUAAAAACAAAUUUUAUUGGAUAUGUCCUGAUCACAUAAAGUCUGUACUGAAGUAUCCCAGUCGCUAUUUGUCUAUUAGUGAUAUAGAAAUACCGGAAAUUCCGGCGGUUGUUAAAACGAUAAAUGUUUCACUGGUAUAUGAAAAUGGUGUAUGUAUUGUGACGUACGCCCAAAAUUUACCGUCUCAAAAGAUUGUCAGAGGAAAUCAUAAGUACGCUGCAAAUUUUCAAGGAAAAACUUACCUCUUCUGCAGUCCGAAAUGCCUCGAAAUGUUUUUAGCUAAACCGCACAUGUACUAUGAUAUCCAAGUUUUCAAGGAAGCGAAAAUAUUUCCGCAGAUAUCCUUACAAAAGUUACCGAAUAUAGGCUAUCUGGAGCAGACAAUAGCACGUAGGGUACCUGUGCCUGACGAGAGAUUCGAUUAUCUCUGCGAGUUCCACAAACCUGCUAGCAAAGUCCCAGCAUUCUUGAACGUGGUGGAUAUUGCCGGGCUGGUGCGAGGGGCUGCCGAAGGACAAGGGUUGGGCAACGCGUUCUUAUCCCACAUCAAGGCUUGCGAUGCUAUUUUCAAUUUAUGUCGUGCAUUCGACGACGAGGAUGUAAUCCACGUGGACGGAGACGUGAACCCAGUGAGGGAUCUGGAGACCAUCGGCGAGGAGUUACGGCUGAAGGAUGAGGAGCAACUCAUGCAGAACUUUGAGAAGCUCGACCGCGUCGUCAACCGCGGAGGCGAUAAGAAACUCAAGCCUGAAUAUGAUGCACUUACGAAGAUAAAGUCUAUUUUGGUUGACGAGAAAAAACACAUUAGAUUCGCAGACUGGAGCGCCGCUGAUAUAGAAGUCCUGAACAAAUACUUGUUUUUGACAUCCAAGCCCGCUCUGUAUUUAGUGAACUUAUCCGAAAAAGACUACAUUCGGAAGAAGAAUAAAUGGUUACCCAAGCUCAAAGAAUGGAUCGAUAAGAAUGAUCCUGGCGCUCCCCUAAUUCCAUUCUCUGGAGUUUUAGAAAGUAAACUAAUGGAAAUGGAUCCGGAGGAAAAAAAAGCGUACUUAAAAGAACACAACAUUACAAGCGCGUUAGAUAAAAUUAUCGUCCAAGGAUACAAAGCACUGCAGUUAGAAUACUUCUUCACUGCUGGCCCCGAUGAAGUGAAGGCCUGGACUAUUCAGAAAGGAACGAAAGCCCCGCAAGCCGCUGGCAGGAUCCACACUGACUUCGAGAAGGGCUUCAUCAUGGCUGAAGUGAUGCACUUCAAGGACUUCAGAGAGGAAGGCACUGAGGCCGCCUGCAAGGCCGCCGGCAAAUAUCGGCAACAAGGUCGCAACUACGUAGUAGAAGAUGGCGACAUAAUCUUCUUCAAGUUCAACGCGGGCGCCGGUCUGAAAGACGCCAAGAAGAAAUGACGCGACAAGGUACUCCUGCUACUGGUACAUUUGCUGUACCUCAAUCUCGUUCUCUACUCACUGUUACACGUCGCUUGAAUGCCCCCACGCUCUGUUGCAAAUGAACAAAUAACAAUCAGUUGAAAUUACACUCUAAAUUCGGUCCAAAAUUACUUAUACUCGCGACUGUAUUCCAAAACGGUGCUCAAUAUUUACCUGUGAUUGGGUUUUAUGCUUGAGUUUGACUCGAGCUACGUUUCUAAAUACUGAAUUAUCAAAAUACGAAUUGCUAUCUAAGUGGAAAUGACUAUCUGAGUAAGGUAUGAAACGUACUACUCUGCAGAUGUACUCAAAUACUAAGUCUUUAUAAAAUAAUGAUUUAUAUACCACACAUAAAGCUUUAAAUGCCGUUCCGCUGUCCAAAUAAUAAGGGACUAUAUUUUUAUACGCAUCAAGGCUGUGUAACAAUUUUAUUUGCAAUGAAGUGUGAGGGAUAUUCGACUACAUUAUUUAUAACUAAGACCUAAAGUUGGAAUAAAGCUUUGUUGAUGUUUAUACAGAGCAGUUUAUUUAUUUGUAACUAGGCAUAACUGUACAAAGCCCA